AUGUCACAAGUAGAUGAGAAUGUCAGCGCAAUGCUGGCAUCAUCAGCAUCCGGGACGACGAUGCUGAUCGUCGUUCAAUUGGCCUCUAGGAUAUUCACUUUCACCGCAAAUCAGCUGGUCUUAAGGAGUUUGCCUCCAGCCAUCAUGGGUGUUGCGUCCCAACUGGAGCUAUAUUUCAUCUCGAUAUUAUAUUUCUCCAGGGAAAGUAUCAGAAUGGCUAUUCAAAGACAGCCAUUGCAACUCAAGCCCCUCACCAUGGUUUCCCACAAGGAUAGCACUGGUACAGCUCCCAAAAAGGGCAAUGAUGUAUCUGAGGCCCGAAACAUAGCCUUGCAGUCAGUAGUGAACAUGUCCUACUUGAGCCUCGCCCUGGGGUUUUUGUUCGCUAUGGCAUUUGCUACAUCUUAUAUACAGCUGGCUUCGAGAGAGGUGUCAGAGUUACCCUAUUACCACGCAAGCGUGAUCAUCACUUCCGUUGCAUCCCUUAUGGAGCUCUCCACUGAGCCCUUCUUCACUGUAGUGCAGCAAUAUAUGCUACACAGACAACGUGCAGUUGUUGAGAUGAGUGCAGCCUUUGUAAAAAGCCUUACGACCUGCCUUGCUUGUGCAUGGGCUUCCAGGACCGGCCACAGCAUUGGCGUGCUCCCAUUUUCAAUUGGUUAUCUCUGUUAUUCUUCCACACUCAUCUGCGGCUAUAUACUAGCCCUACCGAGGGUUGCAGACGAGCAGAAGUUUUCUAUGUUUCCCACAAAGAUAAAGUCAAGAUCAGAUUAUUUCAUGGGGAGAUUCUCAUGGCCGAUGAUAGGACUGUCCACAAAUGUGUUCUUUCAGUCGGUGGUGAAACAUCUUCUCACCCAGGGUGAUUCUAUGAUGCUGGCAACAAUGACGAGCUUAGAAGAUCAAGGCAUAUAUGCACUAGCCUCUAAUUACGGUGGUCUCCUGGCUCGCGUCUUGUUUCAGCCCAUUGAAGAAAGCAGUCGAACGCUUUUUUCCUCACUGCUAAACUCUGGCGGGAGCGGGAAUCUACGUGUAGAAAACAUCAAUGCUGCUAAAACUCAGUUGACAGAAGUUCUUCGUGCAUAUAGUCUGAUGGCUGUUGUGGGAUUUCCCCUCGGUCCAGUUCUGGCACCUCAAUUGCUACAUCUGUUAGGCGGGCGCAUCUGGGCUUCACCCAGGAUCAGCAGCCUGCUUUCACUUUAUUGCUAUUAUAUACCAUUUCUGGCUUAUAAUGGUAUAAGUGAAGCAUUUGUCUCAUCAGCAGCAAACUCAGCAGAAUUACGCAGACAAGCGGUAUGGAUGGGUGUGUUUUCAGCAUGCUUUGCAUCCGCGGCGUACUUGUUCUUAAAAGUUGGCGCUCUCGGUGCCCACGGAAUGGUUUAUGCCAAUAUUGUUAACAUGGCAGUUCGUAUCGUCUGGAGCUUUUCCUUUAUUCAGACAUUCAUGUCUCGACACGGAAGCGGUAUCGCUAUUUCUGAACUUAGCCCACGGCCGCUUACCUGUAUCGCCAGUAUCACGAUGUCUAUAGUUCUUAACUCAAGAGUUCUAUAUGCUCUUGAUAUCUAUAGGACGAGAGAUGCGCUGAUACUUGGAGCUAUGUAUAUUCUUCUCGUGUAA
Aspergillus niger is the source of this 1614-nucleotide messenger RNA. RefSeq lists its product as uncharacterized. Gene Ontology annotation, cellular component: endoplasmic reticulum membrane. NCBI's taxonomy places the organism in Eukaryota, Fungi, Ascomycota, Eurotiomycetes, Eurotiales, Aspergillaceae. Gene Ontology annotation, biological process: dolichol-linked oligosaccharide biosynthetic process; glycolipid translocation. Bases 1 to 1614 code for a protein of 537 amino acids. The transcript has 2 exons. The record is from RefSeq and is a predicted model, not a curated record.